Messenger RNA from Angiostrongylus costaricensis, 909 nucleotides. NCBI's taxonomy places the organism in Eukaryota, Metazoa, Nematoda, Chromadorea, Rhabditida, Metastrongylidae. The record is from the annotation of a GenBank genome assembly.
AUGAUUUGGAUUCAAGUUACUUUACUGUCGUUGUUCUACGCAAUAUUGAUUCCCCUUGAGGAUGCUGAUCCCGGACUUGCUCUUUCGGAAGUUGCGUUUGUACUUUUGAGAACGCAAAUUCCUUCGUUGACGAUGAGCAACAUCAGUAUAACAGUUCCAGCGCCCCAGCCAAUCCAUAGAGUGGCGGCACCAAGUCCACCCAAACCGUUUGAGGAAGACGCAGCAUCAGAGCCGGAUUUCGUUCAGGACCGAGAGGAAUUACUCAGCGAACUUCGAAAGAAAAAGGUGAUAGUGACUUCAAAUAAGGAAAUCGAUAAGAAGACAAAUGGAAAAGAACUCCCAGCAGAAGUUCGCACCACCGAGCGAAUCCCAGAAAACCUACAUGAAGAGGAAAGUGUCACGGUACGUGCUAAUACCACACGAGGGCUGAAUGAUCAAAUCAUUGUUUCGGAGCUCACUGAGGAGAGGAAAGACAAGGAAAUUGUCCUCGACAAGGAUGGUGAACAGAAAUUCGAUAAAAACGUUGAGGAUAAGGCGAAGGAGAUCCUUAGAAAAGUGGAAGAUGUGUCUGCAAGCACUACUGCUCACAUCAAGGACUUCGCUAAAGACAUGAAAGCGGCCGUCGAGGACAUCGUCGCUCAAAAAGAGUCGGUUACGAAAGAUGUGGAGAAAGUAUUGGACAACACGAACGACAUCGCCAUGAAGAAAGCCGACCAGCUGAUCUCAGGAGCAUCCGAUUUAGUCGCGAGGAUCGACUCUACUCUAAGUGGCGGCGUGUCCAGAACGGAGAACGCUGUUAAAUCUGCUCAGCCUGAAAAUUUGGAAGAACUGAAGGGAGAGAAUAACUCCAGUCACGAAUCCAAGGAGUCAAGAAAGUUGAUUAUCAGCGACAUGUCUACGAAAAUGUAA